Molecule: messenger RNA, 4046 nt
Organism: Oryctolagus cuniculus (rabbit)
Lineage: Eukaryota; Metazoa; Chordata; Mammalia; Lagomorpha; Leporidae
Gene: BCAR1
Product: BCAR1 scaffold protein, Cas family member
Biological process (GO): cell surface receptor protein tyrosine kinase signaling pathway; cell migration
Cellular component (GO): focal adhesion; plasma membrane; cytoplasm
Molecular function (GO): protein binding
Source: RefSeq, a predicted model, not a curated record
GAAAGAGCUACAACAGCCCAGGCGAGGCCAGGCAGGAGCCAGGAGCUGGGAACUCCAGCUGGAACAGAAGUAGAGCAGCCAGGACUCCAGUAUGAGACGCAGGUGUCCCAAGCUGCACUGGAGUGUUGACUGUCGGGAUGCUGUCGGGUCUGGAGCAGUUCCCCUAGAUCUCCCUGCAGAGCACCGUGCAUCCCCGGACUGUGUGCAGGGACUGCAGCACCCUGGUUCUGCUGCAUGGAGUGACUGUCAGCAGCCUGCAGCCAAGCUGCCAGACGGGACUCAGGAGAGCCGAGGCUCUGAGCUCCUGUUCUUUGGUGCCAGGGCCUUUGGCCAGAACCAGAUGAGCCCUGACACUUCCGCCUCACGGGACAAUGCGGGGGUGGAGAUGUGGUAUGUGAAAAGCCUCCUUGGGGACCUUAGCCUGUAGGCUAGUCCACGCUCCCUACAGACUGGGGCACGCCCCCUCCCCGUUUCCCUACAGAUUCAGAUCUGAGUGGAUGACCCAGUGGAAACGCGAAUGCCCAGUGCUGGUGGGCGUGGAAGGCGGAAGUCUACCUGAGUUCGGUCUCUGGAGAGGAAAGGGGGUUUGUAGGGCUUUCGGUGUGCCGGCGGAGAGAGCAAUCUGGGCAGUCUUCCCAGAAGAGGAGGCGUUUGCGCGAGCCUUGCCGGCGAAGGCGGCGGCGCCGCGCUCUUGGAGGAAAAGGGGUAUCCCACGCAGUAGGCUUGAAGCCGGCACCGCGCUGGAUCCCGGAGCCGGGGGGACCGGGGUGGGGGGCAGUCCCACUGGGCGGGCGCGUGUCCGCGCGCUCCCGCGCCCCGGGGCCGGCGGCUCAUUUGCAUGGAGAGCCUCGGCGGCCAAUGGGCGCGCGCGGCUGGGCAUGCCGGGAGCCGGGCUGGGCCGCGGCGGCGGGCGGAGCGAGGUGCGACCGGCGCUGGGCGGCUGAGGCGGGACGGGGGCCGGGGCCGGAGCGGGGGUGGCUGUGGCGCGCUCGAAGCCCGGAGAGCGCGCUGCCCCGGCGGUCGGCGUGCGCCCCCGCGGAGAGCCGGGCCCCCGGCCAGCGGGGCACCAUGAACUACCUGAACGUGCUGGCCAAAGCCCUCUACGACAAUGUGGCUGAGUCCCCGGAUGAGCUCUCCUUCCGCAAGGGUGACAUCAUGACGGUGCUGGAGCGGGACACGCAGGGUCUGGAUGGCUGGUGGCUCUGCUCGCUGCACGGGCGCCAAGGCAUCGUGCCUGGGAACCGCCUCAAGAUCCUGGUGGGCAUGUACGACAAGAAACCAGCCGGGCCUGGGCCUGGCCCUCCUGCCACCCCACCCCAGCCCCAGCCCCAGCCCGGCCUCCCGCAGGGCGUCCACACCACAGUGCCCCCAACCUCCCAGUACACCCCCAUGCUCCCUGCCACGUACCAGCCUCAGCCCGACAGUGUCUACCUGGUGCCCACUCCCAGCAAGGCUCAGCAAAGCCUCUACCAAGCCCCUGGGCCUAGCCCACAGUUCCAGUCACCCCCAGCCAAGCAGACGUCCGCCUUCUCAAAGCAGGCAUCCCAUCACCCGUUUCCCAGCCCAGCCGCAGACCUCUACCAGGUGCCGCCAGGGCCAGGAAGUCCCGCUCAGGACAUUUACCAGGUGCCACCUUCCGCUGGGACGGGCCAUGACAUCUACCAGGUCCCCCCAUCCAUGGACUCCCGCCCCUGGGAGGGGACGAAGCCACCGGCAAAGGUGGUGGUGCCCACCCGAGCCGGGCAGGGCUACGUGUACGAGGCCUCACAGCCGGAGCAGGACGAGUACGACAUCCCGCGCCACCUGCUGGCCCCUGGGCCCCAGGACAUCUACGAUGUGCCUCCUGUUCGGGGGCUGCUUCCCAACCAGUAUGGCCAGGAGGUAUAUGACACCCCUCCUAUGGCCGUCAAGGGUCCGAACGGCCGAGACCCGUUGCUGGACGUGUACGAUGUGCCUCCCAGUGUGGAGAAGGGCCUGCCACCUUCCAGCCACCACGCGGUGUACGACGUUCCUCCCUCGGUGAGUAAGGAUGUGCCUGCCGGCCCGCUGCUCCGCGAGGAGACCUACGAUGUGCCCCCUGCCUUUGCCAAGGCCAAGCCCUUUGACCCAGCCCGCCAUCCACUGGUCCUUGCCGCGCCGCCUCCGGACUCCCCACCCCCCGAGGACGUGUAUGACGUGCCGCCCCCAGCUCCUGACCUCUACGAUGUGCCCCCUGGCUUGCGGCGGCCGGGCCCUGGGACGCUGUACGACCUGCCCCGCGAGCGGGCACCUCCCGAGGUGGCCGACAGCAGCGUGGCUGACGACGGGGUGUACGCCGUUCCCCCCCCAGCUGAGCGAGACGCCCCGGCGGAUGCCAAGCGCCUGUCGGCCUCCAGCACGGGCAGCACACGCAGCAGCCAGUCGGCUUCCUCCCUGGAGGCAGCGGUGCCAGGCCGGGAACCCCUGGAGCUAGAAGUUGCCGUGGAGGCCCUGGCUCGGCUGCAGCACGGUGUGAGCGCCACCGUGGGCCACCUUCUGGACCUAGCGGGCAGUGCUGUCGGGGCUGGGGGCUGGCGCAGCACCCCGGAGCCCCAGGAGCCGCCAGUGCAGGACCUGCGGGCUGCGGUGGCCGCCGUCCAGGGGGCUGUGCAUGAGCUGCUGGAGUUUGCCCGCAGCGCUGUGGGCAACGCCGCCCACACCUCUGACCGCACCCUGCAUGCCAAGCUCAGCCGGCAACUGCAAAAGAUGGAGGAUGUGUACCAGACGCUGGUGGCACACGGUCAGGCCCUCGACAGCAGCCGGGGAGGCCUGGGCGCCACCCCCGAAGACCUGGACCGUCUAGUGGCCUGCUCCCGGGCUGUGCCCGAGGAUGCUAAGCAGCUGGCUUCCUUCUUACAUGGCAACGCCUCAUUGCUCUUCAGACGGACCAAGGCCCCCGCCCCAGGGCCCGAUGGGGGUGGCCCCCUGCACCCCAACCACACUGACAAGGCCAGCAGCAUUCAGUCGCGGCCCCUGCCCUCCCCGCCCAAGUUCACUUCCCAGGACUCACCAGAUGGGCAGUACGAGAACAGCGAGGGGGGCUGGAUGGAGGAUUAUGACUACGUUCACCUGCAGGGCAAGGAGGAGUUUGAGAAGACACAGAAGGAGCUUCUGGAAAGGGGCAGCAUCGUGCGGCAGGGCAAGGGCCAGCUGGAGCCCCAGCAGCUGAAGCAGUUUGAGCGACUGGAGCAGGAGGUGUCGCGGCCCAUCGACCACGACCUGAGCAGCUGGACGCCGGCGCAGCCCCUGGCGCCAGGGCGCACGGGCGGCCUCGGGCCCUCAGACCGACAGCUGCUGCUCUUCUACCUGGAGCAGUGCGAGGCCAACCUGACCACUCUGACCAACGCCGUGGACGCGUUCUUCACUGCCGUGGCCACCAACCAGCCACCCAAGAUCUUCGUGGCCCACAGCAAGUUCGUCAUCCUCAGCGCCCACAAGCUGGUGUUCAUAGGGGACACGCUGUCACGGCAGGCCAAGGCCGCCGACGUGCGCAGCCAGGUGACCCACUACAGCAACCUGCUCUGCGACCUCCUGCGCGGCAUCGUGGCCACCACGAAGGCUGCCGCCCUGCAGUACCCGUCCCCCUCCGCUGCCCAGGACAUGGUAGACAGGGUCAAGGAGCUGGGCCACAGCACGCAGCAGUUCCGCCGGGUCCUGGGCCAGCUGGCGGCUGCCUGAGACCAGUGGGGGGCGGGGGCGGGGCAGCGGGCUGGGGCACGCGGCAGGCAUGGGGACAGGCCUCCCCACUCUGCCUCGGUCCAGCAGCCCCGACUGUCCAGGGCGUGUUCGUAUUUAUGACAGGGCAGGCCGUGGACGGCACUGCCUCAGGACUGGAGCCCAGGGCAGCUGGGGGGCCACCCCGAGGCUGGAUCCCACUGCGUGCGGGGACCCUGCCCCGACAGGGCUGGUGCAGCCUUGCCGGGCUCUCCACACCAGGGGAAGACCCUAAGCAACUAUUUUUCGUUAUUGAUUUUCCAAUCAUUUGACUAAUAAUCUACAUUUAAAUAAAAAUGUAAAAAUGAAAAGCA